This is a messenger RNA of Cheilinus undulatus (humphead wrasse), 1352 nucleotides long. It is a transcript of the gene cops5, whose product is annotated as COP9 signalosome subunit 5. Gene Ontology annotation, cellular component: COP9 signalosome; cytoplasm. Gene Ontology annotation, biological process: protein deneddylation. The transcript has 8 exons. Bases 147 to 1151 code for a protein of 334 amino acids. The record is from RefSeq and is a predicted model, not a curated record. Lineage: Eukaryota; Metazoa; Chordata; Actinopteri; Labriformes; Labridae. Gene Ontology annotation, molecular function: protein binding; metallopeptidase activity; deNEDDylase activity.
UCCACUGUCAUGGCUCCCUGACUGAGUCGGCAUCUGGACCCGUUCGGUAUCAAAAUCUUUGGAGAAAUACAAAAAUUUUUCGUUUAGUUGGUCUGAAAGGGGGGAGAUUCCCACGACGUAUUUAGUAAAAAAUCUGAGUAUUCAUCAUGGCGGGUAGCAGCACGGCUCAGAAAACAUGGGAGCUAACCAACAGCAUGCAGGAAGUUCAGAGCAUAGAUGAAAUUUACAAAUAUGACAAAAAACAACAACAAGAAAUCCUCGCUGCGAAGCCAUGGACGAAGGAUCAUCACUACUUCAAAUACUGCAAGAUCUCAGCCUUGGCCCUGUUGAAGAUGGUGAUGCACGCCAGGUCUGGGGGAAACCUGGAGGUGAUGGGCCUCAUGUUGGGAAAGGUGGACGGGGAAACCAUGAUCAUCAUGGACAGCUUUGCUCUGCCUGUUGAAGGCACAGAGACCCGAGUCAACGCUCAGGCUGCAGCAUAUGAAUACAUGGCUGCAUACAUCGAAAAUGCCAAACAGGUCGGCCGGCUGGAGAAUGCUAUCGGCUGGUACCACAGUCACCCAGGCUACGGAUGCUGGCUCUCAGGCAUAGAUGUCAGCACUCAGAUGCUCAACCAGCAGUUUCAGGAGCCUUUUGUAGCAGUUGUGAUUGACCCAACCCGGACUAUUUCUGCAGGGAAAGUCAACCUCGGCGCCUUCAGGACUUACCCAAAGGGUUACAAACCUCCUGAUGAGGGACCCUCAGAAUAUCAGACGAUCCCCUUAAACAAGAUUGAAGACUUUGGUGUUCACUGUAAACAGUAUUAUGCCUUGGAAGUCACUUACUUCAAGUCCUCACUCGAUAGGAAGCUUCUGGAACUCCUUUGGAAUAAAUAUUGGGUCAAUACCUUAAGUUCCUCAAGUCUCCUCACGAACUCGGACUACACCACAGGCCAGGUAUUUGACCUGUCGGAGAAGCUGGAGCAGUCGGAGGCUCAGCUGGGUAGAGGAAGCUUCAUGCUAGGGUUGGACACGCAUGACCGGAAGUCUGAGGACAAAUUAGCCAAAGCAACACGAGACAGCUGCAAGACCACAAUUGAGGCGAUCCAUGGCCUGAUGUCUCAAGUCAUCAAGGACAAACUCUUCAAUCAAAUCAACACAUCUGCAAAUUAAACCUGAACUAAAGAUGAUGUGGAAUUCACCUGGAUUUCUUGUGCAUGUCUAGCACUUACUGGUAUAUGUUGAACUGCUAAAGGGUAAUAUUAUCUCUGACUUCUCUUGGGAGUUCUUUUUUAUUACACUUCUUCUUUUGUCCUAGGAGUACAGAUUAUAGAGUCAGGACUGGUGAAAAAUAAAGCUGAAGCUAAAACUGUG